GGCCCACUGCGUGGCCUGCAAGAGACAGGGGUCGAUUGGAUGUUUUUUUCUGGCAGCCUCGUCUUCAGCCCAAACCCCGCCUCUCUUUCGAUCCCACCUCACAGUUACAACUCUCCCCUUAGCAAAGGAACGUUGAUAUCGAGCGUGUCGCAUCAUGAAGCAGCUCUACCACGAAGACUACACGGUUGGAUGGAUUUGCGCCCUGCCUUUGGAGAGGGCGGCGGCGGCGGCAAUGCUGGAUGAAACCCAUGAGACGAUUGCUCAGCCAUCCUCAGACAAUAAUGCUUACACUCUGGGAGCCAUCCAUGGACGAAAUGUUGUCAUCGCUUCUCUUGCAGCUGGUGUGUAUGGGAUAUCCUCUGCAACUGCCGUUGUAAUGCAGAUGAAGGCCACUUUCCCCAAAAUCGAAUAUGGAUUGAUGGUCGGCAUCGGUGGGGGAGCGCCUGGGGGCAGCACCGAUAUCAGACUGGGGGAUAUUGUGGUUAGUCGGCCAACAGGUUCAUCGCCAGGGAUCGUUCAAUAUGAUUUCGGCAAGAUAGUUGGCGAUGGGAAGUUCGAAUCCACUGGCUUCCUGAACAAACCACCGUCGUACCUGCUGAAUGUGAUUGGGAAGAUAGAGUCGGAGUACCAUAUGGGCGUCAGACGAAUUCCAGCGAUUCUAGCAAAUGCGCUACAGUCAAAACCAGCAAUGAGAUCCUAUUUCUGCCGGCCAGAGGCACCGGAGGAUGAACUGUUUGAAUCAGAAUACGAGCAUAUCAACAGCGGAGAGACUUGUGAUCAUUGUGAUCGAGGUCGACUCAUAACAAGGAAGGCUCGGCCAUUUUCUGAGCCCUAUGUGCACUACGGCCUCAUUGCCUCGGCCAAUAGCCUCAUGAAGCACGGAAUGACGAGAGAAAAAUUGAGAAAAGAAAAGAAUAUUCUCUGUUUCGAAAUGGAAGCUGCAGGCUUGAUGGAUCAUCUCCCGUGCCUUGUGAUCCGGGGCAUCUGCGACUAUUCUGACUCCCAUAAAAACAAAACCUGGCAGCACUAUGCAGCGGGAACUGCUGCUGCGUAUGCAAAAGAAUUACUGGCAUCUGUUCCGUUGCCAGUGCCCAUGCCGUAUGGAACCAGAGCCGAUCCUGGGUCUAGGUCCUCGGACGAGCAGGAAUGUCUUCGCAAGCUGUUUCAAGUUGACCCAUACGAGCAUAAAAGUGCUCUUAAACGACGCAGAGGCAAUCGAGCCCAUGGUACCUGUGAAUGGAUUAUAGACAAGGUGCAAUUUCAAACCUGGCUCGACGUGCCCGAUCCAGAAGAUCAGAGAAAACUGGAAGAUGAUGGGAAUCCCAACCCCAGCAUCCUCUGGCUUCACUGUGCCCCUGGGACGGGAAAGUCAACAUUGGCUAUCACAUUAGCGGAUGAAUUGCCCAAAAGAGCUUCUUUUUAUCUGACAGGAAAGACCCUGAUGUAUUUCUUCUGCGAGGCCGGUUCAUCGGACCACAGAACUGCUUCGGCGGUAUUGCGAGGCUUGCUGUAUCAACUUGUUCAGCAGCAUCCUCGACUGCUGACGCAGCUCACGAAGAAAUACAAGGAGCGCGAUAAUCUCUUCGGCUCUUUUGACUCCCUGUGGAGAAUUCUAAUUGAGCUAGGCCAGGACAGUACUACAGGCGACAAGUUCCUGAUUAUUGACGGAUUAGAUGAAUUGGAAGACUCCUCACAGGAAGACUUGCUCAGGCAAAUCCACCAAACUUUUGCUUCCUUUGAUGAGGCCCUUUCCAAAAUACAUUUUCUGAUAAUCAGCAGGCCAUAUCUAAACAUCAGGGAGGAACUGGAGAUAUUCCCCAACACAGGGCUAUCUUCCUUUGGCGAGUCCCAAGAGGACAUAAAGAAAUUCAUCCGAGAGCAGGUCUCGCAGCUACAAGUGAAGAAACGCUACACAAAAAAGACCUGUGAUCAAGUGUCAGAAAUUUUGAACAAGAAGGCCGAGGGCACCUUCGUGUGGGUUGGCUUGGCCUGCAAAGAGCUGAUGCGUGUGCCACAGCGUGAUGCUCUAGCAACACUGAGCCAUUUACCCACCGAGCUGUAUUCCUUAUUCCGUGUCAUCGUUGAGAAGGAUUUCCAACAAGCUCAGUCCGUCGAUAAACUUCAAAGGAUACUAGAGAUAGUUGUCGUUGCAGAAGAAGCCUUCUCAAUUCACGAUUUAACCCUUGUGUGUCGUUUUGACGAGAACGAGGAACUGGAAGAGCGCAGAGCUUUCAUAAGGGAAGAUGUCAACACGUGUGCCCUGCUCAGUAUCGGUGAGAAUGAACGAGUUGCCUUCAUCCAUACGACAGCGAGAGAAUUUCUUCUGGAUCCACGGAAUGCAGACAGCUUCUUUGUCGAUGAGAAAGCAGCACACGCCUUGUUGGCCCAUCGUCUCAUUGAGUACAUAAUCCAUGCCCCGCGAAGGCCCUAUAUGGUACGGAAUGACUCCUUCCAUAGAUAUGGCACAUACUAUUGGGUUCAGCAUGUUCGACAAGCCGCAGACCUAUUUCGGAUAACACAUGAGACCAAGGAGUUUUUCGACAUUGAAUCUCCAGCCAGGGAGUUCUCCAUGAGAUGCUUAAGGAAUUUGAGUAAUUCUUUGAAUAGGAAGCCUCUGGAGUACUCAAUAUUUCAUAUAAUAGCCUUUUGGGGACUUCUGAGCAUAGGGGAGUACUUGCUUCCCGAAGGAUCAAAGUAUUGCGAC
This is a messenger RNA of Aspergillus steynii IBT 23096, 2704 nucleotides long. Its product is annotated as purine and uridine phosphorylase. The annotation marks the transcript as partial. Lineage: Eukaryota; Fungi; Ascomycota; Eurotiomycetes; Eurotiales; Aspergillaceae. The record is from RefSeq and is a predicted model, not a curated record. The transcript is spliced from 2 exons. Gene Ontology annotation, molecular function: catalytic activity. Gene Ontology annotation, biological process: nucleoside metabolic process.